UUAAUAUUUAUUUAUUAUCAUCACUCAAAAUGACGCAGAAUAAUUUGAAUAAUGAUAAAAAUGGAAUGAAACAUGAAGAAGAUGGAUGUGUGGAUGUUCUAGAAAGAAAUUCCGUUGUAUAUAAAGAUUUAUCUUUUAGCUUGACACAAAAAGUCAGUGAUUACUCAAAACAAUAUUCAAACGUUUAUGUUGCCAGACUCAAAGAACUUGGAGAAGUUUUGACAGCAAAUGUCAAAGCAAAAUGGAAAAAUGUCACAAUUGCAAAAUUAGCUGAUUUGGAUACUAUUGUGGGAGAUACUUGUGCUAUAAUUGGAACAUUAUAUAAACACCAGCAAUGGAAACCAUCAAUUUUGAGAGAGGUUGGUGAACACAACAGAUUGACAAUACAACCUGAGAAAUCUGAUUAUUGUUCUGAAAAUGAUCAAGUAUUCUUAGAAGAUGAAGAACUACGUAUUAGAUUGGUUGGUAAUUUAGUUGAUCUUGAAAGCGUUGUUACUGGUUUAAUAUGCGCUGUAUUAGGAAAUGAAGGCAAAGAUGGUACAUUUACUGUAAAAGAUUGGUGUUUCCCAGGGUGUGCACCUCAAACUCAUCCAACUGUAAAAUCAAAUUCAAGUGGGAAGAUCGUUCUAAUAUCUGGAUUAAAUUUUAUUAAAAAUUCAGAUGACAUAGCAGUAGAAUUAUUACGAGAAUGGAUAUGUGGAAUGGCUGGUGAUAUAACAGCUCAAAAAGAGGAAGCUUCCAUUGUACGGCUUAUUAUAGCAGGCAAUAGUAUUAGUAAUAGCAAAAAGAUAUAUGAACGUUUGAACAUGUCAGCAUUGAAACUAGAAGAACAAAAACAUACAGUAGAAACUGUAACUGCGACACAAAAGUUAGAUGCUUUUCUUUCCAGUAUUGCAAAGUGUUGUGGUGUUACUUUAAUGCCGGGUCAACAUGAUCCAUGUAAUAGACUGUUACCACAAAAACCACUUCAUCCUUGUAUGUUACCACAGUCAUGCAGACUUACAAGUUUUCAAGGUGGUUCUAAUCCAUGGGCCAGCCAAAUUGGUAAUCGUAUGGUAAUGGGUUCAAGCGGUGAAUCUAUUGAAGAUAUUAUGAAAGCUUCUGGUUCUAAAGAUAUGACUCCGUUACAAUGGCUAGAAAAAACUCUUAUUUGGAGACAUUUGUGUCCAACUGGACCAGACACAUUACCAUCUUACCCGUAUAAUGAUAAAGAUUUAUUCGUAAUAAAACAAUGUCCUGAUAUAUAUUUUACAGGGAAUGCCAAUGAAUACGAAACUAAAUUGUUUAAAGGUGAGGAAAAUCAAGUUGUUAGAUUAGUUUGUAUUCCACAGUUUUCUACAUCUCAUACUGCUGUAAUAAUUGAUCUGGAAAGUCUUGAUGCAGAAUUGAUUCAUUUUGGAACAGAAUAAAUACAAUUUUUCUAUUCUUCUUUCAUGUAUAUUAUAUACCAUUGUUG
Molecule: messenger RNA, 1456 nt
Organism: Polistes dominula (European paper wasp)
Lineage: Eukaryota; Metazoa; Arthropoda; Insecta; Hymenoptera; Vespidae
Product: DNA polymerase delta subunit 2
Biological process (GO): DNA replication; DNA strand elongation involved in DNA replication
Cellular component (GO): delta DNA polymerase complex
Molecular function (GO): DNA binding
Source: RefSeq, a predicted model, not a curated record